Molecule: messenger RNA, 3659 nt
Organism: Apodemus sylvaticus (European woodmouse)
Lineage: Eukaryota; Metazoa; Chordata; Mammalia; Rodentia; Muridae
Gene: Kcnj16
Product: potassium inwardly rectifying channel subfamily J member 16
Exons: 2
Coding region: 182-1441 (419 amino acids)
Biological process (GO): regulation of monoatomic ion transmembrane transport; potassium ion import across plasma membrane
Cellular component (GO): plasma membrane
Molecular function (GO): inward rectifier potassium channel activity
Source: RefSeq, a predicted model, not a curated record
AAAACCCAAGUGGGACAAAGAAGAAGCCACAGCGAGAGGCUGCCUACUCCAGGAACCAGGGUAACCAUACCAUUUUAUGCGAAAGGCUUUAACAGAAAAAUCUUUUAAAAAGUAAAAGUUCGAAUAUACCUGGAACUUGUAACUGACAGCAAACUCCUCUGGAUGCCCUAAAGGACCAAGAAUGAGCUAUUACGGAAGUAGCUACCGGAUUGUCAAUGUGGACUCCAAAUAUCCAGGCUAUUCUCCAGAGCAUGCCAUAGCCGAGAAGCGAAGGGCAAGGAGACGCCUGCUCCACAAAGAUGGCAGCUGUAAUGUGUACUUUAAACACAUUUUUGGAGAAUGGGGAAGCUACAUGGUUGAUAUUUUCACCACUCUCGUGGAUACCAAGUGGCGCCAUAUGUUUGUAAUAUUUUCUUUGUCUUACAUUCUCUCCUGGUUGAUAUUUGGCUCCAUAUUUUGGCUCAUAGCCUUUCAUCACGGAGACCUAUUAAGUGAUCCAGAUAUCACCCCUUGUGUUGACAACGUGCAUUCAUUUACGGCAGCAUUUUUAUUCUCCCUUGAGACCCAAACCACCAUAGGGUACGGUUACCGUUGUGUUACAGAAGAGUGCUCUGUAGCCGUGCUGACAGUAAUCCUUCAGUCCAUCCUAAGCUGCAUCAUAAACACCUUCAUCAUUGGAGCAGCUUUGGCAAAGAUGGCAACAGCCCGGAAGAGAGCCCAGACCAUCCGCUUCAGCUAUUUCGCGCUUAUUGGUAUGAGAGAUGGUAAGCUUUGUCUCAUGUGGCGCAUCGGUGACUUCCGACCAAACCAUGUGGUGGAGGGCACAGUGAGAGCCCAGCUUCUGCGCUAUUCAGAAGACAGUGAAGGACGGAUGACGAUGGCCUUUAAAGACCUCAAACUCGUCAACGAUCAGAUAAUCCUGGUAACUCCAGUGACUAUUGUCCAUGAAAUUGACCAUGAGAGCCCUCUGUAUGCCCUUGAUCGCAAGGCAGUGGCCAAAGAUAAUUUUGAGAUUCUGGUGACAUUUAUUUAUACUGGUGAUUCUACUGGGACAUCCCACCAGUCCAGAAGUUCCUAUGUCCCCAGAGAAAUUCUCUGGGGCCAUAGGUUUCAUGACGUUUUGGAAGUGAAGAGAAAGUACUACAAGGUGAACUGCUUGCAGUUUGAAGGAAGUGUGGAAGUCUAUGCCCCUUUUUGCAGUGCCAAACAACUGGACUGGAAGGACCAACAACUCAACAACUUGGAGAAAACAUCCCCUGCCCGAGGAUCCUGCACCUCUGACACCAACACCAGGAGGAGGUCCUUCAGCACAGUUGCCAUGGUGAACAGCUGUGAGAACCCAGAGGAGACUGCCCUGUCCCCACAAGAUGAGUGUAAAGAGGUCCCCUAUCAGAAGGCGCUCCUGACUUUAAAUAGGAUCUCGAUGGAAUCCCAGAUGUAGCCCUCCUCUCCCGUGCUUACCUAAAGACCUGAAGCUGUAAGCAUGAUUUUUAACAAAAUGUUAGUUCUCUGAUUUGUGGCAGAAAUAGAAAGCAGAGUAGGUUAAACUUGGGGAAUGAUCAUGUAAAAAUUCCACAGUUUUCUAAUAUUAAAAUUUGGCUUUGGUAGCAGAGUUUGUAUUUAGGAAAAAUGAUUAAGAAGCUUAAUUGAUUACAAUUAAUCUCAUUAUUUCAUAUACUUGUGUCUCCUCUUGAAGGUGAAAUAUUUAGGAGAAGGGGAAAAGAGGCUAAUAGAGUAGUUAAAAAUCGAGAUGCAGAUAAGCUAAAUAUUUUCAUAUAAAUAAGUAAGUUAAUUAGGGAAUGAGAAUUUAUGUCAAUAUCUUACCAUCUAAGCCCAACAGAUGAAAUAUGCCUCAACUCAGAGACAUUGAGAUAAGAAAGAAAAACCAAGUACGGCUUGAGUUACCAUAUUUGCUUCUCAUAGUAUCUUGGUAUCGGCAGAGAGACAUGUGACCUUAAGAAAGUGAAAAUGCCAUCAAAUCACAGAUGUCUUUCAGUGAUACUUGCCUAAUGUGUUAUUAGUGACUGCUGGAAGCCAGAACCAACCAUGAGACAGAAGACAGGGGAACAUUAUUAUGUAAAGAAGUAUUUCUCUCUUAAAUACCUUGGUUCAACCAAACCAAUGCGGAGCAGAAGGGAGGUGGGAGGCCUUUCUUUGCGCUCCCUGGAGAAGUCCCCUGUGCUCACACUACCACUGUGCUCAAGCCUUUGUGAAGAGGACAUUACAGAGGUGGGAUGCAGGGGAGGCAGCAGCUGCGUGUUUCCUCAGACCUCUGGAGAGUAGACGCUAGAUGCUCUUAGUUCCUGGUCCCGAGAGGCUGCAGUGUGGGUUGAGGAGAAUUCCAAGAGAGAGAGCCUUUCCUAAAGGCAGGGGAUCAGUGUGUAUGGUGACUUGAGUCUCAGAUCUGAAUAGUUUUGUCAACAGUGAUGCUGAUUUGAUUGUAUACUAGAGGAAUGAACUGAAUAUUAUAGGGCUGCUUAGAUAUUUUAGGACAAGAGAUAAAUGUGUAUUCUCUGUCUUCAUGUUAAAGGAUUAAGUUAAUUCCUGAUUCCUGGAUUCAUAAUUAGCACGAACCCAGUCACACACACUGUAAGGUUUAUAAACUGAAGAAUUAUUAGCUAUGGCUUGGCAUCGCUUGUGUAAUUUUUUCCCAAUGUUACUGAGCUAGGAAUGAGUAUAUUAUACAGCGAUUGUUUAAUUUAAGCAUACACACAGUUUGAUUCUUUUGGUGUCUUCUUUCUCUCUCUUUUCCUCCUAUUCUCUCUUUCUCUCUCUCUCUCUCUCUCUCUCUCUCUCUCUCUCUUCCUCUCUCUCUCUCUCUCUCUCUUUCUCUGUCACACACACACAGACACACACACACACAAACACGCACACACACACAUUUAAUCCCAUAAGCACACUGAGCUGAAUCAAACAAUUCAAGACUACCAAGCUAAGUCAAAUACAUAUUCAAAGGAGCCUCUUUUUUCCCUCUCCCUCUCCCUUUCUUUCUUUAGCUCUCCCUGUUACCCAGGAUCAAUACAGAAUACAGUCUAACUUUUCUAAUGCACAUGUAUAAACAAAUCUUUCAUUCUUGCUGUCAUAUAAAUAAGAGAUUUGAUCAAGGGGCAUGUUAAAAACUGUCCUGAAACUUAAUAUCUGAAACCUAAAUCAUGUUUAACCUUCAACACUUGGGAAUGGAGGAUCCAUUAGUUAAACCAUAGAGCCAUUUAUUUAUAUACCCACACAUCUGGCACACACACACACACACAUACACACACACACACACAGAGGGUGGGGUGGGGUGUGACAGAGACACACAGAGAAAAUUCAUUUUUUGUAGCAGUCAUUACUUUUCUCAAUUAGAAUAUUACGCUUUCCAAGUCUAGAAAACAUUGCUCUAGCAAUACUUUCUCCACCAAUUUGAAUUUGCUUUCCUAGAAGGCAGGUACACUUCAGUGCACUGUGCUUCCUUUGCUCUGUCUGCCCAUAACAAGAUCAGAACAGGGGUGGGGGUCACAGAUCAUUGAUUUCUGAUGAAACAGAUUCUGGUGUACUCUGUGUUCAUACACAGAGUGGAGUGUGUGGUUAGCAUUCGCGUGUCCCGUGCAUCUCUCAUCUUCUGUGCAGAUUUAUAACAUGCUUUGGCAUGCCUGAUGAAUUGCUUAAUAAAGAUCUUA